CUUAAUUAAUAAGACCUAACUUAUUUAAUAAAUGCAAAUUUCAGUUUCCAAACUAUAUUAAAUGCAUCAGCUGCAAUUCCCACCCACCUCUCUUCACUUCUUUCUCUAACUAAAUUAAUUAAAAUACAAAAUUUUCAAAAACAAAAUUAAUUUUUUAAAAAAUCUUUUAUCACUCUCUUCUCUCUCACAUGGACCCAGUCUUCUUCUUCUUUACCAACAAAUGUCAACAGCCGCCUCCUCCGCCUCCGUCUUCCUAAACCAUCCUCCUUUUCCACCGUCGCCACCUCCACACGGCUCCAACCAUUCUUACCUCACAAAUCUAGGCUUUGGCUACUCCAUAGCCAUAGCUCUCGGUUUCCUCGUCCUUCUCUCUACGGUCCUUUUAUCCUCAUAUAUAUGUUGCCGCGACUCCCGCCGCCGAACCACCGCCGUGGAAUCUGUAGGAGACCGUGGCGGAAGUGUAAUCCUCCCUCGCAUAAUAUUCGUCGCUGAAGAAGACAAUGAUCUCGAAGCAGGUGAUGUCGUCGUGGGAUUCGAUCAAGCAGUCAUCAACUCUUACCCUAAGUUCCACUAUUCCAAAGAUUCAUCCGCCGCGUCCUCCGAUGGGUUUGGCGGCGGAGGAGAUACGACGUGUUCGAUCUGUUUGUGUGAGUAUAAAGAAGCGGAGAUGCUGAGGAUGAUGCCCGAGUGUAAACACUACUUCCACUUGUGUUGUCUUGAUGCGUGGCUUAAACUCAACGGAUCUUGUCCUGUUUGUCGUAACUCGCCGCUUCCGACGCCGACAUCUACACCUCUGUCGACACCUUUGUCGGAAGUUGUGCCGCUCUCGCAGUACGCCGCCGAUCGGAUGAGAGCAAGAAGAUGAUAAUUAUUACUAUUAUUAUUUACAUAGAUCCAUUCGCCUAAUUAGGUAUGAGCGGUUCAAAAUAUAAUACGCGGUCGUGUUUUAUAACAUACAGUACACAAAAGGGUUUAGAGUUUGAACAAGGCAAACAGAUGGCAAACAUGCAUCUACGUUAUAUUUUUAAAGCGUUGCCUUCAAGCAAUUCUACAUUAUUUCUAGAUGGCCUGAAGUUCCUGGUUCGAUGAUAGCCGUGAAGGGGGUUUUAAUUGUAAAUGGCACGUUAAUCAUAAUUCACAAGAGAGAAGGUUGGAUGGUGUGAACAUAUGUUAUUUAUAUAUUUGUUGAAAAAUUUGUUAUGUAAUAAUGAAAUGUGAAUGUGUUAUUUGACUUCCCUGCCUGCACUAUCUUGUGGUGGUGAUACUGUUGGAGCUUAGUGGUAGUAUGUCCUUGUAAUCAAGUGAUUA
Messenger RNA from Camelina sativa (false flax), 1308 nucleotides. The record is from RefSeq and is a predicted model, not a curated record. Lineage: Eukaryota; Viridiplantae; Streptophyta; Magnoliopsida; Brassicales; Brassicaceae.